Molecule: messenger RNA, 1823 nt
Organism: Lactuca saligna
Lineage: Eukaryota; Viridiplantae; Streptophyta; Magnoliopsida; Asterales; Asteraceae
Source: the annotation of a GenBank genome assembly
CUUGAAUUGGUGUGUAUACUAUAUAUAUAUUGCGUUGAAUGCGUUGAGUUGAAAAUCUAACUUUGAUCAGCGAAAAUGGCGUCCGGAAAGGCAAUAGAUCUGGUGAAGAACGAACUACCCGUGGACGAGGAGUCGGUGGUGUUUUCCGGUGAUCUCCGUACCGGUCUUGUCCUCGUCGAUAUCGUUAACGGCUUCUGUACCGUUGGCGCUGGAAAUCUGGCUCCAAGAGUACCUGAUAAGCAAAUAUCUGGAAUGGUUGAUGAAUCAAUACAACUUGCGAAAGUGUUUUGUGAAAAGAAAUGGCCUGUGUUUGCUUUCCUUGAUUCUCAUCAUCCAGAUAUCCUUGAACCCCCAUAUCCUCCUCACUGUAUAAUCGGGACAGAUGAAUCAAAUUUGGUUCCUGGCUUACAAUGGUUGGAAAACGAGUCGAAUGUGACACUUAGACGAAAAGACUGCAUUGAUGGAUUUCUUGGUUCUUUCGAGAACGAUGGAUCAAAUGUGUUUGUAGAUUGGGUGAAAACACACCAAAUUGAAGUUAUUGUGGUUGUAGGUAUAUGCACGGAUGUAUGUGUAUUGGAUUUUGUUUGUUCUACACUCUCUGCAAGAAACCGUGGUUAUCUUAAGCCUCUAAAGGAUGUGAUUGUUUAUUCUCGUGGAUGUGCAACUUUUGAUCUUCCACUACAUGUUGCAAAAGACAUCCCUGGUGCUCUUGCUCAUCCUCAGGAACUAAUGCACCAUGUUGGGCUAUACAUGGCAAAAAGCAGGGGAGCUAUUGUGGUGUCAGAAGUGUCAUUUACACCAUCAAAGAAGUGAUCUUCCCAUUCCCAUGUUUAUGAUAUUUAAAAAGCUAUCAGAAUCACAAUUCAUAAAUGAUGUCACUUUUUUUUUUUCUUUGUGUAUAUGUUCCAUGUUUUUUAAACUCAGAUACAUUCUUGUACAAUGGUUUUUAUAUAUUUAUAUGGACAUACAUCCACCUUUCUUUGAUCUUGAUUUCUUAGGGCUGCUCAUACAAGAAAAAAAGGAAGACUUUUGUGUCUUUGACUUAACCCCAAAAAGGAACGACUUCAAGGGUAUUAUCGACUUACUCGAAGAUAAUUUCCCCUUUUGUUGUUGAUUCGGAUUCUUCAAAAGCCCAAAUUCCUUUUCUACCCUUUCCAAAGUCUUCUCCAAUUCAAGUUUUAUAGCAACCACAUGAUCUAAACUUGCUUCAAGUUCUUUACUAAUUUCAUUGUGUUCUUGUUUCUUUUUCAUAAUUUCACCUUGGAACUUUGCAGCCUCUUCAUGGCUACUGAACUUAAUUCCCUCCUCGAUAUUCGAUAAAUACGCGAAUCUCAUCCUUAAUUCAUCUUUUAGCAACAUACUUUCCUCCAACCAUAUUAUCUUCAAUCUGGGUUUUGAAUUUGUGUACCUGAUGGAAAGCAGUGCUGAAUCUCAACCAGAAGUUAACAUUCUCAUCAAGAAUCAUAUCCAUGGCGGAAAAAGCUUGAGCUUCUUCAUCAAUGGUGGUCUUGCUCUCAUCUUCAUGAGGAACAUGAAGAAAUGUUUGAAAAGGUCUUCUAGAAAGUUUUUGUAGAAAAAGAGAAUAUGGAAUAAAUUGUUUUUAAUUGUAUAUCGAUGUUUCCAAAUGAAACUAGAACAUGGCAUUGGCAAAACAGUUCAAUGACUUAUUUUCAAGUACAAUUUUUUGAAGUACCAAUAAGCCAGAAAGUGGAUAAGCGCAUGUUGGAAAGUGGCAAAACAGUUCAAUGACUUAAAAUCAACAUAUAUGGAUACAUUUGUGAAAUUAAAUAAGAAACUCACUUUGGAGCAUUUUUUUUUUUGGU